Molecule: messenger RNA, 2421 nt
Organism: Exophiala xenobiotica
Lineage: Eukaryota; Fungi; Ascomycota; Eurotiomycetes; Chaetothyriales; Herpotrichiellaceae
Exons: 1
Coding region: 399-2309 (636 amino acids)
Source: RefSeq, a predicted model, not a curated record
CUCGGAUACGCGAACAAUCGGUAGCGAAGGCAGAUGAGGCGCCCAUCAUUGGCAUGCCCCUUGUAUCCGCCUCAACUCAGCACCUUCUCAUCAAUUACUACUCCAUACACGCAACUCGAGUUCUAGAACUGGAAAACACUGUAGAACAAUCUGCACGGCUUCUUUCCCUCUCUUCUAACCCAAAUCUCGUCUCUUCAAGGCUUCACAAGUUCUCAUUGUAGCUGUUGGAUCCCGCGCUGCUGCGCCACUUUUGUCAUUACUGGGCACCUACAACUACCUUGGAAUUAACUACCUAGGUACAAAUUUGCACCAGCGGUUACAACCUCCUUCUUCAGAUUCUCAAGCCAUGGUAUGAGCAUGGGCUCAAGAACUUCCGUCUGCCCUUUCAGCGCUAUAGGAUGAAAGACACUUUGCGAAAGAAGUCCGGCAAGUCGGACUCCAACAACGAAUUCGACGUCCCCUCCAACUCCAGCGAAGCUCCCUCAAAUCCAUGGGCCAGCGAGACUUCUUCAGCCGUUAACGGAGACAUCAUUUCUCGCCAGGUCUCAAAGGCGUCCAAAAGUCCUGACACCAAUUCGCCACAAAGACAGCCUACUCAAGAGCAGGCUUCCUCACCACCGCCAUCUACGUCUAAACUCGAAGUUCCCAGCGGAGAGAACGGCACGGAUGGAACAGAAACCUCAAAGCCAACCCGCCGACGAAAGACAAUAACCAAAAACCCCCACACCUUCGAGCUGGAAGCUGACCUCAAUCCCGUCAAGAAGGAGCAAGCACCUCCGCCGACUCCUGAACCACCAAAGACAGAGACUCCAGCUCCAACACCGGCCCCGAAGAAGAAAAAGCGAGUUUCUCAAGGCCCGCCUCCCGAAACACCCACCACCGUGACAGUCAACUCUGUACCAUCGAUACGACCGACGCCGGCGACUCCUACCUCUCCCAAAGCCAUGCCUGCACCACCAUCUACUCCCGCGGCUUCCGCACAAUCGCCCAUCCCUGCCACCUCUGGACCAACGUCACCAAAACCGCCUUCCGCAACGACCCCUGUCAACCCGUUCACAGCCGCGCACCGCCCCAAAAAAUCCCUGUCAUCUUCCACCACCUCUAACAUAGCGACCUCUAGCAACCCAUGCCGCUUCACCCCACCCCGGCUUCCUGACGAGACUUUUCACGGCAAAGUCAUAGUCCUCACCAACGGCGCCUCGCAGACGGGCCAGGCCCUGAUCCGCCAAUUCCACGCCGCGGGCUGCCGCAUCAUUUUCGGCGACACAUCCUCCGACCAGGCGCGCCGACUCAUCUCCUCCCUUCCGCCACCGCAUGUCGUACAUUUCAACCGAUGCGACAUGACGAGCUACGCCGACAUGCUCGACCUCUUCAAGCUCGCGACAACAAUGUAUGGGCGCGUCGACCACGCCAUCUUCGGAGUCGGCGACGAUGGCGGCCAGGCCCGUUCGGUCGGCGAGUCCGAAAGAGGCUGGUUCGACCACGACAGGCCGGGCGUGAACAAGACGUUCCGCAUGGCCGUCGGUGAAAUCGAGAAGGAACCUCUGGGUCUAGCCGACACCUUGACCGCGAGCAUUCGAUUCGCACGCAUCGCUAUGGCGUACCUCAAAUACUCGCCCAAGUCGAAGCAGAAGAAGAAAAUGCCGCUCAAUCCGUACGCGAGUCUCCCGCGGCCCGAGGAUGACACUUGGGCUUCGACUUCGCCGGGAAAAGAUGACCGGAGUUUGACUUUUGUCACGAGCGUCGCGGCCUUCAAAGAGACGCCCGGCCUGCCGAUUUACCAGGUCACGCAGCACGGCGUCUUGGGCCUUGUCAGGAGUCUGCGCAGCACCGUCGAUCCUGACCCCGAAAGAGAUGGCGUCCGGAUCAAUGCUGUCGUCACGAAUGUCAUGGUGCCGCGGGCGCUGGCGCAGACUGGUGGCCGGAUGAGUGUGCAGUUGCCGCCUGACCGGCCAGAGGAUGUGGCGAGGGUGAUUGCCGGCGUCGUGGCGACGAGUAAUGCGACUUCUGUGAGUACUACGACGAGCGAAGGGAGCGAGGGGGGGACGGGCAUGACCAAUGGGGGCGGAAUAUGGUAUGAGAAAGGGUUUGAACGCGGUGUGAGGGAACGCUUUCUCCAUGGACGCGUCAUCUAUAGUGUCGGCGCUGAGUGCUGGGAUGUGCAGGAGGGCUUGGAUAGAAGUGAGUCUGUUUGGAUCGGGACGAAGCCAGCCGAGGCGCUGAACAAAGGGAUUGGUGGGCUGAGUGGUGGCUUGGGAGCCGGUAGGAUCGACGGAGAAGGUAGUAGUUGGAUCUUGGAUUUAGCGUAGCGUAGCGAAGAAAUACACACGGGAAUGGGAAGGCAACGAAAAGAGAGAAAAAGUAUGUACAAUGCCGGCUUCGGGUAUAUACAGUCUAAAAAUGUACUCUUCCAGAGUGAGC